AUGUCGUGGCAAGCAUACGUUGAUCAGAGCCUCGUCGGCACCGGCAACAUCGACAAAGCCCUCAUCUGCGAUGUCAAUGGUCAGACCACUUGGGCCUCGUCCUCAGACUUCUCCCUGACUGCUGCUGAAAUGAGCGCCAUCGCUGCUUCCUUCAACGACAAGAGCGAGACCAAGGCUAUUAUCGCAAAUGGCGUCAAGGUGAACGGCCAAAAGUACAUGACCAUCGAGUCGACCGACGACUCGCUGAAGGCCAAGAAGGGCAAAGAGGGUAUCGUCGCCUACAAGACCACGCAAGCCCUUCUUAUCGCCCACCACCCCGACACCAUCCAGACACCCAAUGCCUUCAACUCGGUCGUCGAGUUGGGAGAGUACCUCAAGAAGGUCGGAUAUUAA
Messenger RNA from Cucurbitaria berberidis CBS 394.84, 393 nucleotides. Its product is annotated as Profilin/allergen. Gene Ontology annotation, molecular function: actin monomer binding. The record is from RefSeq and is a predicted model, not a curated record. The transcript is spliced from 5 exons. Lineage: Eukaryota; Fungi; Ascomycota; Dothideomycetes; Pleosporales; Cucurbitariaceae. Bases 1 to 393 code for a protein of 130 amino acids. Gene Ontology annotation, cellular component: cell cortex.